AUGAGGAUUCCGCCACCAGAAGUUCUUCUCAGUUGGCCAACACCACGUUACGAUAACCCCGAAACGAGAGGCCCAACCAACGAGAUCAUUUCCCUCAUACUCGUGGCCAUUGCUACAAUCAUCAUUGCCAUCCGGAUAUACACGCGACGAUGCAUAACUAACGGGUUCGGCUGGGACGAUAUCCUUAUCGUCUUAGCCUUUAUACCCGCCGUGGGGUUCGUGACAGUUGGAAUGAUAUCCAUGGACCGCUACGGCUGGGGACAACACAUAUGGGAUGUGCCCAUUGACAGGUUCACCGGGUCUCUUCAGAUGGGACUGGCAAGUCAGAUACUGUUCGCCCUAGCGACAAGCCUCACAAAGCUGUCGAUGCUCGCUCUGAUAUACCGGAUCGCGCAUGAGGCUUCGCGGAAUUUCUGUCUUUUAAUUAUUGGGUUGGAGAUUUUAAUUUCUAUCAAUUGUGCUGUCUUCACAAUGGUUGCGAUGCUUCAGUGCCAUCCCCUAGAUCUCUACUGGACUCUCUCGAUAGGGCCCCAAAACUGCAUUAAUGAAGCGGCCCAUCUCCUGGCCGCAAGCAUCAUCAACACCGCCACUGACUUUUUCGUUGUCUUGCUGCCUCUAGCUUUAGUUCGCAUUGUGUACAAGAACAAGCUUUCUUCAAGACAACUGCUCAUCGUCAACCUACUCUUCGGUGCUGGCUUUUUAGCAUCAUUUGCUGGAGCGGCUCGGACGUACUUCACAUGGAUCAUGACUACGGAGCCAGAUAUGACUUGGAAUGCGUGGAUGAAUUGGCUCAUGUCGUCCGUUGAGUUAUUCCUUGGGAUCAUAUGCACCAGCAUACCCUCAACCAAGCCGUUCUUCAACCGAUACCUACCUAGGCUGCUGACCUCAAAGUCACACAAGUCACAACGCUCAAGCGUACCUGUUCUCACCGACAAAGCAACCAAAGGAUUGCAGAUGGGCAGCAAGCUCUCUCUCGAAUCAGAUCCGGAGGAUGCCGAGACGAUCCCUAUGGAACCGCCAACUACAGCAACCGCAAUGUCGAACCGCUUCAGCGAAGGCACGUUGAACAAGCCCUUGCCGGCCGUUGUGAAGAAGUACUCGGUAUAUACCAUCAAAAUCCAAUUAGACGAGGCCAGUCUGGGUCCUGCGGAUAGACGACGAGGCCGCAUAUUGAACCAACCACCACCAGGAGUGGUCGGAAACCAAGCGGUACACAACUUUAGCCGUCCAACACUUCAGCAUAAUCGAAGGAAUUCGGAACCUCAUAGUCAACACCGUACCAGCACAUAUAGCACAGAGGAUGCCCAAUACUCUAGCCGUGUUGCGAGCUUGGCGGGCGAAAGCAGUCGUUACAGCCAUAUUUUGGACGACAUCGACAGCGACUACCGUCAAAGCAUCGACGACCUUGAAGCAGGCAUCCACUACAGCUCAUACUAUCACCCGAGCUACAUUUCGGCUACGAGGAACCUCACCGGCAGUACAAAAGGUCAUACCAGGAACCCGUCCGUCGGCACGUUUGGAGGUUAA
This is a messenger RNA of Colletotrichum truncatum, 1527 nucleotides long. RefSeq lists its product as uncharacterized. NCBI's taxonomy places the organism in Eukaryota, Fungi, Ascomycota, Sordariomycetes, Glomerellales, Glomerellaceae. The record is from RefSeq and is a predicted model, not a curated record.